AUGGACUCGAUAAACUUCGACAUCAACAAUGCGCUCAAGCAUUACAUGGACGAUCCCGCCAGCAUUCCAACACCAGAAGCUGACAGCGCUCUUAUCGACUGCGAGAACGAGCCCGAAUCCCUCGGCGACAACGGCCUCAUCAACAGCAUCCUCAACCCCAUCGUCGACGCCGUCGCAGAGAACCCAGACGCCAUUACACGCGCCCACAUCUUUGACUCUUUGCAGUUUCUACUAAAAUACACCUCCUUCCUCUCAGCACACGCGCUCAGUAAAAUCUUCGAUCUGAUUACCUCGGGACUGGCUGCCGAAGCCGACGUUGUUCAUCACGACCUAGAAGCCGAAGAACAAGAGCUCCUCGCCCACCACAAGCAGCUUCUCGACAUAUACGCCUUCCUUCUACAAUGGACCAUCGCCGGUGUCGAGGCCAAGGCCGCCGAAAAGGCUUCGAAUACCGUCACGACGAGAGGCCGCGGAAAGUCAAAAAAGCCCACAGGGAGAGACGGCACCUGGGACUCGUCAGCGCAACUCGAAACGGCUCUUAAUACCAUGGUCAAGGCUCUUAGGCUGAAGCUCGCCAGGAUAUUCAUGACCACUUCGGAACGCGACACCUUUAUUGGUCUGUUGACUCGACCCGUGUAUAUGAUACUCGAGAGCGAACAACGAACCAAGAACACCAGUAUUCGUAUGCACUGCUGGAAGGUGCUGUGUGUGGCCAUCAAGCAUCACGGUCACGGCUAUGCCGCGCAAAUCUCGAUUGUCCAGAACUUGACCUACUUUGAGCACUUGGCUGAGCCCAUGGCCGAGUUCCUCCAUAUCUUGGCCGAGCAAUACGACUACCCACAGCUAGCUGAGGAAAUCCUACGAGAGCUCAGUAACAAGGAGUUCAACAGCAAUGACAACAAGGGCCCCAAGUCCGUCUCGACCUUCAUGAUCAAGCUUUCCGAGCUGGCACCCAGAAUCAUCAUCAAGCAGGUGACGCUGCUGGCCAAGCAGUUGGAUAGCGAAUCAUACACCCUACGUUGCGCUUUGAUCGAGGUCUUUGGCAACAUGUUGAUCCACCUUAGCAAGUCAGCAGAAAGAGGCGAAAACCACAAGACCCAGAUGAACGCCUUCUUCGAUGUCUUGGAAGAGAGAUUCCUCGACAUCAACCCAUAUUGUCGUGUCAGGGCCAUCCAGGUUUACGUCAAGCUUUGCGAGUUGGAGCAAAAGUUUCCCAAGCGACGACAGAAAGCCGCGGAGCUCGCAUGCCGCAGUCUCGAAGACAAGAGCAGUCACGUCAGGAGGAAUGCCAUCAAGUUGCUUGGCACGUUGAUCAGAACUCAUCCCUUCACGGCUCUACAUGGUGCCCAGUUGGCCAGGAAGGAUUGGCAAGAGCGCUUGAACAAGGUGGAAGAAGAGCUCAACGCUUUGAAGCCACCAGUAGAUGCUCCAGGACUGGAUGGCGAGGCCGGCAACACCACGGUAGACCCAGCUCUUCUUGACGAUGCAACUCAGAUGAUGGAAUCCCCCAGGAAACAGCCGUCGGAGAUGACAGAAGAGGAAAAGAUCGCAGCCAUUCGCAAGGCCCAGGAAGAAGCAGCCACCUCUGAAGCCAUCGAGAAGCUCACACUAACCAAGCGCUACUACAGCGAAGCGCUAAAGUUCAUCGACGUCCUCCACGAUGCCACCGAGACCGUCUGCCAACUACUGGGAUCCAAAAACAAGAGCGAGGUCAUUGAAGCCAUGGACUACUUCGAGAUCGGCGACGCCUACAACAUCGAGCAGAACAAGAUCGGCAUCCGUCGCAUGCUCAGGCUGAUCUGGACCAAGGGCAACAGCGAUGAAGGCAAGGGUGUGCAAACCCAUCUUAUCGAGUGCUACAAGAGAUUGUUCUUUGAGGCGCCUGGUAACUUUAAUGCCAAUGAUGCGGCGACGUACAUUGCGAGGAACAUGAUCAGUUUGACGUUUGGCGCUACCCCUGCCGAGUUGACUUCGUUGGAGCAGCUGCUUAGCACCAUGAUGAAGUCGGGCAUGAUCUCGGACUUGGUCAUUGCCAAGCUGUGGCAGGUAUAUGGUGUGCAGAAGCGGGAGAUCUCGAGGACACAGCGUCGGGGCGCCAUCAUUGUGCUGGGUAUGCUGGCCACUGCCAACCCCGAGAUUGUUGUGGGCGAGAUGGAGACCAUGCUUCGUACUGGUCUCGGAGCUCACGGUCGGGCAGACCUUCAGCUGGCCAAGUAUACCUGCGUCGCUCUUCGCCGCAUCAACCCCACAGGUCGUCAGUCCAAGGAUUCCGGUAUCAAGUUCUCCCGGCUGCCGAACGAUCAUGCCCUCCUCACCAAGCUCGCUGCCAUCACCGAGGUGCCCACUGACAGCAAGGAAUGGUAUGGUGUUGCCGAACAAGCCAUUAAUGCCAUUUACGCCAUCGCCAAGCACCCCGACGUUCUGUGCUCUGAGGUUAUCCGCCGCAAGACCAGGGCUGUGUUUGCUCGCCCGCCCAAGUCGCGUUCGGCCUCCCAUGAGGAGAAGCCAUCACCAACAGAGAAGGCAGAGCCCACGCCAGCUGAAGAGCCCAACCCGGACGCCAUGGACGAGGACGAGCCCACAUCCGCCCAAGCACCGGUCGCGACCCAACCAGAAGAUCCCGAAGCCAAGAAACAACACCGAGAACACGCCAUUGCCCUUUCCCAGCUCCUCUUUAUUGUCGGCCACGUAGCCAUCAAGCAGAUUGUUCAUUUGGAACUGUGCGAAUUGGACUUUAAGCGCCGUAAACAAGAGAAGGAGAAGGCAGCUGGAACCACCAACAAGCGCACAUCCCUUUCGGCCUCGGCGUCCGCCAACCGCCGCAAAUCAGCCGGCCCCAAAGCCACCAAGGACGAAGAGGACCAAGACGAACUGGACCUCAUCGGCGGCACCACCGAAGACGACUUCACCGAAGCUAUCUUCCACAUCCGCGAGCGCGAACUGCUCUACGGGCCACAAUCCCUUCUCGCCAUGUUCGGCCCCAUGGUCUCCGAAAUCUGCGCAAACAACACUACCUACCGCAACCGCGAGCUCCAACAGGCCGCCACCUUGUGUCUCGCCAAGCUCAUGUGCGUGUCGUCCGAAUACUGCGAAGCCAACCUCCCGCUUCUCAUCACCAUCAUGGAGCGCUCCGUCGAUCCCACCGUGCGUUCCAACGCCGUCAUUGCUCUCGGCGACAUGGCCGUGUGCUUCAACCACCUCAUCGACGAAAACACUGAUUUUCUCUACCGUCGCCUGUCGGACCCCGAUCCCUCCGUCAAGCGCACAUGCUUGAUGACCCUCACCUUCCUCAUCUUGGCCGGACAGGUCAAAGUCAAGGGCCAACUGGCGUCAAUGGCACUCUGUCUCGAAGACGGCGACAAGCGCAUCGCUGAUUUGUCAAGAAUGUUCUUCACCGAACUUUCCACAAAGGAUAAUGCGGUGUAUAACCACUUCGUCGACAUGUUCUCUUUGUUAUCCUCUGACCCAUCUUUGGAAGAGGAAGGGUUCAGGAGGGUGGUCAAGUUCCUGCUUGGCUUCGUGGAGAAGGAUAAACAUGCUAAGCAGCUGGCUGAAAAGCUGGCGGCGAGGCUGCAAAGGUGUGAUACGGAGAGGCAGUGGAAUGAUGUUGCUUUUGCGCUGGGACUGUUGCAGCAUAAGAAUGAGGAAAUUUCCAAGGUUGUCUCGGAGGGGUUCAAGGUCGUUCCGACUGGGCCUGGGCAACAGGGGAUGGGAGCGACGCAGGCUACGCAGGCAACGCAGGCGAGAGCUUAA
Molecule: messenger RNA, 3753 nt
Organism: Sordaria macrospora k-hell
Lineage: Eukaryota; Fungi; Ascomycota; Sordariomycetes; Sordariales; Sordariaceae
Biological process (GO): meiotic chromosome condensation; mitotic chromosome condensation; mitotic cell cycle
Cellular component (GO): condensin complex; condensed chromosome, centromeric region; nucleus
Molecular function (GO): histone binding
Source: RefSeq, a predicted model, not a curated record